AUGGAGAGCUUCCAGUCUGAGGUCUUCACAAACCGCGUCCAGGCCUUGAUGAGCCAACAUCAUGUGCCUGGAGUCUCGAUUGCGUUGGUGCAGAAUGACCAAAUCGCUAGCCGGGGCUAUGGCAGCGCAACUCUCGACCCGGUAGUUCCAUGCACUCCAGACACCCUGUUCGACAUAGCGUCGUCUUCAAAAUCGUUGACUGCCGGAUGUGUUGGCUUGUUGGUCGAUGACGAUGAACGGUAUCCUGAUGUUCGCUGGGAAGCCGUUCUCUCCGAGCUUCUGCCGGACGACUUCGUGAUGUCGGGCGUUGGAUAUACCGAAGCCGUUACCGUCGAGGACAUAUUAAGCCAUAGAAGUGGCAUGCCUCCUCAUGACAGCUCUUCUAUGGGCCCACGAGCUGCUCACCCAGACGACGCACGCUCAGUGACGAGGAAUUUGCGCAACCUACCAGUCGCUGCACCUAUACGUUCGAAGUACAUGUACUGUAACAUGAUGUACACUGUGGCAACGCAUCUGGUUGAAGUGAAAAGUCAGCAGCGCUUUUCGGACUUUCUACAAGAUCGCAUCUUUGGACCGUUGAAUAUGCCGUCGACGAGCUUGCAACCUUUGAUGGCACGAAGCAGGGGCCAUGGCCAUCGUAUCGCGACGGGAUAUUCCUGGAACAAAAGCAAGUCAGCAUAUACUAUAUACGAGAGCCCAGACUGUCCGGCUGAACAAGGGGCAGGCUCAGUCAUCAGCAGUGCUAACGAUUUCGUCAAAUGGGUCAAGGCGCUUAUGAACCACGAACCGCCAAUCACUCAGAGUCUGUACCAAGGUCUUGUUAGAUUGCGUACCUUCACGAACCCGAGCAUGCAAAGGCUCAAGAAGCAUACGUCUCCUAAAUUUUACGCUGCCGGCCAUGAAGUGUACUUUUAUCGCGGGGUCAUGGUAAUUGGUCACGAUGGAUGCAUCGAUGGCUUUGCGAGCCGUUUCUUCUUCUUACCGGACUUCAUGUUCGGCGCCGUUAUACUUACCAACUCGAACGAUGGUACAGGAUUAGCCACGAUCUUGGCUCGAGAGCUGAUCGAUAGUGUGCUGGGGACUGACGGCAAUAAUGGUCCACGCAAGGCGCAGCUACCGACACGACCCAAACCGCGGAACCCGCAAAAGCUAAGGCUCCCUAUCCAAGCCGACGGUACGGCCACCAGCGACAGGACCAGGCAGAGCCAUGAUGGCUUUCGAAGCAAUCACAAGGGUGAUACUUCCACUCAAGAACAGUCCGACCCGGAUACUGGCUCAACAGUCAGGCCUUCCGAUCCACCAAUAGAACAACUUGAUACCCUCACAGGCGAAUACACAAAUCCUGGUUAUCACAGCCUAGUAGUGCAGAUGAAAGAUCGCAAGCUCUUCGUAGACGCGACUGAUCGCUCGGACAGGUUCUUUCUAACCUUUGACUAUGUUAGGGAUCAAACGGAGUACGUAGCUCACUUCCACAGGUCCCUGGAUCUGGAGAGCUUCGAGGAUAUCCGAGCCGAAUUCGUCUUCGAGAACGGUAGAGCCGUGAGGAUGGGUCUUCAUAUGGAACCGGCACUAAAAGAGCUGAUUUGGUUUGAACGAGUGGACUAG
Exophiala spinifera is the source of this 1605-nucleotide messenger RNA. RefSeq lists its product as uncharacterized. Bases 1 to 1605 code for a protein of 534 amino acids. Lineage: Eukaryota; Fungi; Ascomycota; Eurotiomycetes; Chaetothyriales; Herpotrichiellaceae. The record is from RefSeq and is a predicted model, not a curated record. The transcript is spliced from 2 exons.